Guillardia theta CCMP2712 is the source of this 627-nucleotide messenger RNA. RefSeq lists its product as hypothetical. The transcript has a single exon. NCBI's taxonomy places the organism in Eukaryota, Cryptophyceae, Pyrenomonadales, Geminigeraceae. The coding region runs from base 1 to 627 and encodes 208 amino acids. The record is from RefSeq and is a predicted model, not a curated record.
AUGGGAAGAGGAGGUUCGUCUCCGACAGGAUUCGCGAUAGGCAUCAUUCUGGGGCCGAUCAUCGCCGUGCAGAAGAUGGCCGGCAUCAUCGGGGUUGAUCUCACUGCCGAAUCCAUGGGGAUGCAGGAACCGGACUAUGCCUUCUCUCCAGCAAGUGUUGGGCAGCGUCUGGACUCUCUAGAGAUCUGUGAGGUCAAGCGCAGCAGCAGCCAAGUCGACCAGGAGGAGGUAGUGUGUGCUGUGUGUCAAUGUGCCUUCGAGGAUGAGGAGCAAGGCUUCGUGCUACGGGGGUGCCAACACAAGUUCCACGUUCAAUGUCUCUCGCCAUGGCUUGAGAGAAGGCACACUUGCCCCUGCUGUCGCGAAUCUCUAGGAAGCACUCCCUUAAGGAGUUCUCGGCCCACAGUCUCCAUCGCAGAACUUAGGGAAGAGGAUGUUCCAGCAGAGGCGUCGCCCGGCCCCGAAACCUCGGAGAUAGAAGACUGUGGACAUGAGGCUUCCUGUGAGGUCAAAGGUGGAAGACCAGAUCUGAACGAGUACUCGGGUGCAGGAAAAGCGUUUGAGAAGAAUAACCUUGAGCUCGAGCCCAUGUGCUUGUCGCUAACGAAAGAGAGGACAUCAUAUUGA